AUGGUUGGGUGGUCCGUAGAACUAUCUGAGUAUCAUCUUCGAUGUGAAGCCCGAGGGUCGAUUAAGGGACAAUGCCUGGUAGAUUUUGUCAACGAAUUAACAGGAGAUCUUGACGUACGCGAGGAAGGCUGGAUCCUGUCGGUGGAUGGCUCCUCCAACACGAAAGGCGGGGGUGCUGGAAUUGUUUUGCAAGGGCCGAAUGAUUUGGUACUCGAGCAAGCCUCGCGCUUUGGCUUUAAACCCUCUAACAAUCAGGCAGAAUAUGAGGCAUUAAUAGCGGGGUUGACCCUCGCAGCAGACAUGGAAGCAGAUACGGUGACAUGCCGAAUUGAUUCUCAGCUGAUAGUAGGACACUUGGAUGACACUUUCCAGGUAAAGGACUCCCUCCUAUUACGAUAUUUUCACGUUGUGCAGGGCAUGUUGAACAUAUUCAUAACAACAAACGUAAAGCAUGUUGAUAGAUACCAGAAUUCCAUAGCCGACUUGCUCUCGAAGUUGGUGACUGCCAAAAUAAAGGGGCAACAUCAUAUAGUGAUCCAUGCCACACUCGACCGUCCUACUGUAACCUUGACAGAAUGCAAUACUACUGAGACAGUCGCACAAGAGGAUGAAGAGUGGAUGGCUCCUAUUAUACAGUUCAUUCAACAUGGUGACACAGGCGGAAUUGAUGACCCUAUCAUGCGUAGAAAAGCUUCUCGAUUCACUUUGGUUGGUGAAGAAUUGUACAAACGAGGCUUCUCCAACCCUCUGUUAAAAUGCAUCACAAACCGCCAAACCCAGUAUAUUAUGGAGGAGUUGCACACGGGGAUUUGUGGCUUACAUUCAGGAUCUCGAACCAUGGCAGCUCAGGUGUUACGAGCAGGAUACUAUUGGCCGACUGUAAAAGAAGACUGCGAGAAGUACGUAAGGAAAUGCGCCCAAUGCCAACAACACGAUAACAUGAUACAUCUCAAGUCAGAAGAGUUGCAUGGUAUUACCUCCCUUUGGCCUUUUGCCAAGUGGGGCAUGGAUAUCCUAGGGCCCUUCAACCCAGGGAAAGGUCAGGUAAAGUUCCUGUUGGUGGCUAUAGACUUCUUCACCAAUUGGAUUGAGGCGGAGCCACUGGCCCUGAUCACGGCCCAGCAGGUACAAAAGUUUGUGUGGAAGAAUAUAGUGUGCAGGUUCGGCAUACCAAGCAUCGUCAUAACAAAUAAUGGUAGACAGUUCAUCGACAAGGGGCUAGCCGAGUUCUAUAAGGGACUCCAUAUCCAACAUAUUACCAGCUCGGUCGAGCACCUACAAACAAAUGGGCAAGCCGAAGCAGCAAACAAGGUCAUACUGCGAGAGCUUAAGAAGAGGCUGGGAGAUACCAAAGGAAGGUGGGCUGACGAGUUAUUAGAGGUCCUAUGGACAUAUCGUUGCACCCCGCAGUCAACAACACAGGAGACACCCUACUUCUUAGCCUAUGGAGUAGACGCAAUGAUCCCGGUCGAGAUUGGGGAGCCCUCUUUACGAAGGCAUUUGUUCAACACACGUUUUAAUAAAGAAAGUAUGCUAACAAGCCUAGACCUGGUUCAAGAGCUCUGA
Molecule: messenger RNA, 1566 nt
Organism: Vigna unguiculata (cowpea)
Lineage: Eukaryota; Viridiplantae; Streptophyta; Magnoliopsida; Fabales; Fabaceae
Biological process (GO): DNA integration
Molecular function (GO): RNA-DNA hybrid ribonuclease activity; nucleic acid binding
Source: RefSeq, a predicted model, not a curated record